AUGGCCAGUGAGACCAGUAGUACCACCACCAUGACCACCUUCUCCGCCCCGAUUCCUGCUACCAAAUCGCUGCCUACCAAUCAGUCAGCGCUAGCGGCUUCUUUCACCAACUUCCUCACGGUCUCUGUCCACCAAAUACUGUUCCUGCGCUCCGUCUACCCGCGCGCCACGUUCCUCCCGGUCCGGGCAUACAACUAUCCUGUCCGACAAUCUCGUCACCCUAAGGUGUGUGACUAUAUCAACGAUGCAUCGAUCGCAGUCGGGACAGAGAUCUUGAAAGGCACUAUCACCGCAGUCAGUAUCAUCAUUUCAUCUUUGCGCACAAAUCAACCCCUCGAGCGAUAUGCCUUUGAUCUGUCGGGCUUCCCUCGCGCCCCAGCUGGAGAGGUGAAUACCACAUUUGAAGGCAGAAAUGAAGGUUCAUCCACCAAUGCAGGUGCGCCCGGGGGCCCCGCACCGACCUCGGUCGACCUCGAGGCCCAAUUCCGGGCCUGUCUGGCCCGACUCGCGUCGGCCUGUGCACGAUUGACUCCCUUGCCACGCGAUGAUGAAUUCAGCUUCACCGUGUGCAUCGAAGUAAGGGAGGACGCCCUUCCCCCGGCAGGAACCACCAACGAAGAGCAAACGUGGAUCGUGGCCGAGCCCGGCAAAGUACACCUGCGAUCCUGCACCGCCCCCUACUCCGUGUCCAAAGUGCGAAAUGGCGACCCCCAGCAGCAGCAAGCGUCCCCUCCGGUCUCGAACGGCCGCGCUAAAACAGUACCGGUACGACGUGUGGAGGCCGGGGAACUGCGCCUGGAGCUGUGGGUCGAGGAGGCACGGCAGAAAUUCAAUGAACCGGUGGACUCCGAGCAGCCUCCUUGA
Messenger RNA from Penicillium canariense, 864 nucleotides. RefSeq names its product putative mitotic spindle checkpoint protein (Mad2B). The record is from RefSeq and is a predicted model, not a curated record. The transcript has a single exon. Gene Ontology annotation, cellular component: zeta DNA polymerase complex. NCBI's taxonomy places the organism in Eukaryota, Fungi, Ascomycota, Eurotiomycetes, Eurotiales, Aspergillaceae. Bases 1 to 864 code for a protein of 287 amino acids.